AUGGACGGACUCGUUUGCAUUAUAACAGGCGCAAAUUCGCUGAGUGGUAUUGGACGAGCUACAGCGUUCGCGUUUGCUAAAAAGAAGGCCCGUGCCAUUUAUGUUACAGAUAUCAAUGGUGACCAUCUUGUUCCGCUCGCUGAAGAAAUAACAAGCACAACAGGUGUCGAGUGUAUACCUAAAUGCAUGGAUGCAGCAGCUGACAAAGAUAUUCAGAAUGUCAUUGCAGAUGCCUUGGGUACUUUUGGUAGGUUGGAUGUAUUUUUUGCCAAUGCUGGCGUGGCCGGCCGGCAUCCUAUGGCUACUGAAACAUCGGAGGCGUUUUUAAACAUGAUGCGAGUGAAUGCUUGGAGUGUGUAUGCUGCUAUUAAGUAUGCUUCAGUGGCAAUGGAAAAGACGUCGACUGAGAAAACAAAGAGUGGUGGAUCGAUUAUAGCAACUGCAUCAGUAGUUGCUGGUGUACGCUCCGGUGCUGGUCCCAUGUCGUAUUCUGCUUCAAAGGCUGCAGUGAUCAAUAUAUGUCAGUCUGCCGCUUGGAGGCUUCAUGGGAAAAACAUACGGGUGAAUGCCAUCUGUCGUGGCUUGAUUAAAACUGAAAUGACCAAGAAAGUGUUGGAAGCUGUCAGCAGUAAUGAGUUAUUAGUGAAUUUAAUGAAGCGCAAUAGUGCUCUUGAAAGAUAUGGUGAACCAGACGAGAUUGCAUCUAUAGUAGCUUAUCUAGCGAGUCGCGAAGCAUCUUUCAUCACUGGACAGGAUAUCAAAGUCGAUGGCGGGCUAACUGCAGCGUUACCUUACUGUCCACUGUUUGCCGAUGAAUAG
Messenger RNA from Mycotypha africana, 819 nucleotides. RefSeq lists its product as uncharacterized. The record is from RefSeq and is a predicted model, not a curated record. Lineage: Eukaryota; Fungi; Mucoromycota; Mucoromycetes; Mucorales; Mycotyphaceae. The transcript is spliced from 7 exons. Bases 1 to 819 code for a protein of 272 amino acids.